CAAAACGAACGCUCGUCUGCAGCACUUAUCUUCAUGGGAUAAAUCUCGCUGCUGGCCGCCGCAGUCUGUUUUCAAUACGGGCGUAAAGCGGUCGUCGAGCACGGUUAAAAGCAAAACAAAGCAAGAAAAAUACCAAAUAACAGCCAAGAGAAAAAAAACAGCCAACAACAACAGCCAAAAAAAUACCGAAAAUAUUCAAAAAAUAUUCCAAAAAAAUUUCAAACCAAAAAACUAAAUAAUAUACCAUAAAAACAUUAGGUCAAUGUACAAAAUAUAACCACAAAAAUUAGAAAAAGUAAAAAAUAAACACCUAACAAGCGGCAAAUGCAAAAGGAGUUAAACCCCUAAAGUGCGCAGAGGCCGAAAGAAAGACGUGAAAACAAACGACAAACAAAUUCAAAAUUAAUUUGCAUUGAAUAACAAAGGAAACGCUUCGGUUUCAAUUUCAAUUUCAGCCAAGGAUAAAGCGCAAACCCUUAGACAACAACAAAAAAAAUAAAAUAGAAAAAACUGAUACAAAAGAGAAGCCAAAUGAGGGAAAAUGAAGUGCCAAAGUGUUGAAAAUAAAGCGAAAGCCAAGAGACGAAAUUGAAAACGAGUAGAAAAGGUUUUUUCCGUUCCGUUAUUGCUCGGUAAAGCGCGUUCGCUUCCGUUUCGUUCCGUUGCGUUUCGUUUCGCUGCGUUCCGUUCCGUUUCGUCUCGUUUCGUUCCGUUAUCGUUAUCGAUUGCAACCCUGCCGUUACCGUUACCGUUUCGCUCGGCAGACAUUUAAAUGGCUACCAGCUGCUGCUUAUGAUGGAGACAUUCCUCGUCCUCGGCCUGUGUUUCAUCCUGUACGAGGCAUUGGAUUUCUUUCAGGGCUGCAUUCACAGUAAUACCCCAUCGCCCAGCGAUCAAAUCGAAGCCUAUCGCCGCGAACUCGACGAACAGCGCCAGCAGCAGCAGCAGGAACAAUUUCUAGCCGGAUUGACGCCAUUACUGGGCGCUCAAUUUGCCGCUGCCGCCGCAGCCGCGGCCGCUGCCGCCGGUUCGCAGUCGACGUUGGGCAGCACGACCACGCCCACCGCCUCCACGGCCAGUGUUAUAAGUGAUUCAUACGAUCAGGAAUCGCAAUCACAAUCGCAAUCCCAAUCGCAAUCGCAAUCGAAUCAAAAUCAACAGCAUUCGUUGAGCACUCCCGGUCUAUUUCGUCCCGCUGCCUUGGGCUAUUACGAUCCAGAGGAUCCAUUGCAUGCCACAAAUUCCUUGCCCCGUGACUUUUACUAUCUGCAGCAACAGCAGCUAAAGAAUAAGGUCAGCUCAAGAUCGUUACUCUCCAAGUUCUCGUCGACCAACUCGGAUAAUCGUAUACAUCCCGAGGCGGGAGCUAAUUCGGGUCACCAUCAUAGUGUCCUGGGAACAGCGGCGGUUAUAACCAGUCAACCGUUGCCUUCGGGCGGUGAGAUACCUUCCAGUCUCUUCGAUCAGCCAGGACAACCGGCUGUGGUGGUGCCACCACUGCAACUGCAACCCUCAUCACCACUCUUUGUGGAGCUGAAGAGGGCCAUUAUAAGUCAGAAUCCCAAUCAGAAUCAGAAUCAAUAUAGGAAUCAACCAAAACAGGAAGCCGAAGAAUCACAGUGUCCACAGUGCGAAGAAGAGCAGAUACAAUAUUUAGCCGAGAAUCUAGACGAUCUUGUAGAAUCCGAAGAGCAGCAGUAUUCUCCAGGUGAGGAAGAAGAGGACGACGACGACGAGGAGGAGGAGGACGAGGACGACGAGGAUCGGGAGGAGCAGCAUUCGUACGUGGGAGGUGCCACCAGUGAACCGGAUAUUUGUACUGCCACACGACAGCAGCAACAGCAUCAUCAACAGCAGUUGGCCAGGAUACAUCACAUCGCCAUCGACGACAUUGCAACUGGACAGGAUCUACACCAUCAUCAUCUCAGCAUUUCGGGACAAACGACGUUGGGCGCCAAUUCGCACGCCGACUUCAGGGAAAUCGAGUGCGAGCGACUGCGACGCAACUGCGAAACCACUCAACACAAUCGCACACGUGUGGUGUCCGAAGAGUACUAUUGAGUAAAAUGUGCGCUGUUGACAGACUAAGAAAAACAAUAACCACAACCAGAAAAACCAAACAACUCGAGUGCAACUAAACGACAACAAAAAAAAAAA
Molecule: messenger RNA, 2157 nt
Organism: Drosophila suzukii
Lineage: Eukaryota; Metazoa; Arthropoda; Insecta; Diptera; Drosophilidae
Source: RefSeq, a predicted model, not a curated record